AUGGCUGCUGAGUCGGACCAGGUGUUAGACACGCAUCCCGCGUUCGCAACGGACUUCGAUGCCGCAAAUGACGAUCCCGGAUUCGCCGGACUUCAAGCGCUAAAGUACGAGUCGGAAGAUCCUAACGCUAAUGCUAUGAGUUAUAAAGACGAGGGAAAUUAUCAUUACGGACGAAAAGAAUUCAAAAAAGCCAUCGAUUCGUAUACUGGUGGACUACGUGCUAAACCUACAGAUAAAAAGCUGGCUGCAAUUUUACACACAAAUCGAGCUAUCUGUCACAGUCAUUUGCAAAACUAUGGAUCAUGCAUUCGGGACUGUAAAGCGGCGAUCGCUCUGAAUCCAGAGCAUAUGAAAGCCUACACAAAGGGUGCUCAAGCCUCGCUGGCUCUGUCCAAAAUCGAUGCUUGUUUGGAAUUUUGCGAGCGCGGUUUGGAGCUGUUCCCGGAUGCGGAACAAUUGAUUCGUUUUCAGUUGGAUGCUCUCAAACAGCAGGUGAAAAUCGAUCGAGUCACGAAUUCCAAGCGCGAAACACAACAGCGUGAAAUUGAAGAUCAGGUCCAGGUUUACAGGCUGGCCCAUGCACACGGUAUACGCAUCAACUUCAAACUUCCCCCGGUGGAUGUUCCUGAUGCGGCUGGAAUGCAAUUCUAUAAAGACGACUCUGGAUUACUGCACUGGUCCGUACUGUUCAUGUAUCCGGAAUUCGGACAGACUGACUUUAUGCGUGACGUGGUGGAAAUAUCGAAGUAA
This is a messenger RNA of Echinostoma caproni, 750 nucleotides long. The record is from the annotation of a GenBank genome assembly. NCBI's taxonomy places the organism in Eukaryota, Metazoa, Platyhelminthes, Trematoda, Plagiorchiida, Echinostomatidae.